Molecule: messenger RNA, 2355 nt
Organism: Closterium sp. Naga37s-1
Lineage: Eukaryota; Viridiplantae; Streptophyta; Zygnematophyceae; Desmidiales; Closteriaceae
Source: the annotation of a GenBank genome assembly
AUGCACUGCCCUGACGGCACGGACGAGCCCGGCACCUCCGCCUGCCCCAACGCCUCCUUCUUCUGCCGCAGUCGCGGCCACAACCCGCUUCUUCUGUUCUCCUCGCGAGUGAAUGAUGGGAUAUGCGAUUGCUGUGACGGCAGUGACGAGUAUGAUGGCAGGGUGGUCUGCCCCAACACAUGCGCCCAGGCAGGGGCGGCAAGGCGGCAGCAGCUGGCUGCUGACGUGGCGAAGCACAGGGAGGGCGUGAGGCAGCGGCAGCGGGCGGUGGAGGAGUGGCGGGAGAAGAAGGUGCGACUGCAGGAGGAGAGGGGGCGACUGGAGGACGAGGAGAAGGAGCUGCAGGAGAAGGAGAAGGUUCUCAAAGAGAGGAAGGAUGCAUUAGAGAAGAUAGAGGAGGAGGAGAAGGAGAGGCAGAGGAAGAUAGAGGAGGAGGAGGAGGCCAGGAGGAAAGCAGAGGAGGAGAAGCUGCACCCAGCCCCUGCCGAACCUGCCGAACCUGCCGACCCUGCUGCCACUGAGCCUGCAGCUGCCGAACCAGGGGCAGCCGAGCCUGACUCUGCCGAGCCUGCGGCUGCUGAGCCUGUAUCUACCGAGCCUGCGUCUACCGAGCCUGCUUCGACGGAACCUCCAGUGCAGCAGGGAAUGGUGGGGGAGCCCCUCCGUGCUGAUGCUCCUGACUCUGCUGCUGCUGCCGCUGCUGCUGAUGCCGAUGCUGCUGCCGCUGCCGCUGCUGCUGCAGCUGCUCUUGAUAAUCUGGUUGCUGGUCAUGAUGCUGCUGCUGCUCCUGCUGAUGGCAACGAGAGUGGCGAGGGAACGGACGAUGAUGAGAGCGAUGAGGACCUAUCAGGGCUCUCUAAGGAGGAGCUGGGGCGGAGAAUCGCGUCCCGAUGGGCGCAUGGGGAGGAUGGGCCUGGGGGCGCGGAGGUGGGGGGCGGAGAGGGGGGGAAGGCGGACGGGGAGGGGGAGGGGGAGGGGGGUGAUGGGGUUGAUUUGGGCGGGGAUGAUGGGUUGGGGUAUGAUGAUGGGGAUGAUGAUAAGGACUAUGAGGACAUGGAGCACGAUGCACAUGGCGCCUCAACGGAGGAUGCGGAGGACUUUGCUGCCCACAGCGAGCAUGAGGAUGAUGACGUGUGGCGGCACGAGUCAGGCGCCUCAAAGGAGGAUGCGGAGGACUUUGCUGCCCACAGCGACCAUGAGGAUGAUGACGUGUGGCAGCAUGAGUCAGGUACGGUGCACCUGCUGCCGCCCCCAUCCCUGUGGGACAAGGCGAAGCAGUGUGGUCGCGUGUCCCCUCCCUCGUCUCUUUUUUCUCACUCAAACCCUGCCCAUUGUCUUUCCCCCAUCGUGCUCCUACUCCUCUCAUCAGCCCCUGCUGCCUCUUGGCCCCCAUCCCUGUGGGACAAAGCGAUGCAGGUGUGGUCGUAUGUGUCCUCGCUCGUCUCCCAUUGUCUUUCCCCCACCCUCCUCCCUCUCCCUCCCCCAUCAGCCCCUGCUGCCUCUUGGCCCCCAUCCCUGUGGGACAAAGCAAUGCAGGUGUGGGCUGGCCGCAUGUGUGCUCGCUCGUCUUUUGAGACGUCUCAAAAGGCGAAGCAGGUGUGGGCUGGUCGCAUAUGUCCUCGUUUGUCUCCCACUCGCUCCCUCCCCCACUUUUCUCGCCCAUACCACCCUUCCCCCUUUUCCUCCCUCCCCCCACCCUCCUCCCCCUUCCCCCAUUUCCUCCGCCCACCACCCUCCUCCCCCUUCCUUCCCCAAUCAGCACCUACCCCACCCCCAUCCCUGUGGGACAAGGCAAAGCAGGUGUGGUCGCGUGUCUCAUCCCUCGUCUCCUCCAAACCCUCUCUGCCAGUGAACGAAACAGACCUGCUGACGAUCCGCUCCGAGUACAACGUUAUCUCGACCAAGCUCAGCAAGGCGAGGGGCCGGCUGCGCACGGUCAAAGAAAAGCUUGAGAAGGACCUGGGCCCUGACGGCGAGUUUGCUUCAUUCGCCGACCACUGCUUCUCCUUUAAAGUCGACCAGUACGAGUAUGAGGUGUGCCCUUACCGGCAGGUGAAGCAGAAGGAGAAGCAUCACUCUGAUACCACUGUGGGGCGUUGGUCAGGCUUUGAGGACAACUAUCGCACGAUGAUGUUCAAGAAUGGCGAUAAGUGUUGGAACGGACCCAACCGGAGCAUCAAGGUGAAGCUGGAGUGCGGACUGAAAACAGGCAUCAAAUCAGUAGAGGAGCCGAGCCGAUGCGAGUACGAAGCGGUGCUCGUGACGACUGCAGUGUGCAACGCAGAGCUGGCACAGGAGCUGGAGAGGCAGCUGAAGGAGAUGGAGGAUGAUUUGGCUGGUCACGAUGAGCUGUAA